CCCCUGCCAACUGCGUUGGUUUAUCGGAGAAUAGCAGCCAGAUGCACGUCGGUCUGGCUCUAACAGCAAAGACCCAGCUUUGAACUUAAGCUUCCAUAAGGCUUUCUCUCCUAGGCGACCGUUCGACCGUGGUCGCCACUUUCUCGGCAUAACGUUGUCGGGUACACGGGACUGUUGAAGCUCUUGCCGCCAAGGCGAUAAGAGUCGAACAAUAAAACGGCCAUGAGCUGAAGUCCUGCGUUUAGAGAGAAAAAGUGUAUUCCAGCGAUGAUGGAGAAAAACAUAGAGAGCCAGACAAAGCUGCCUCAGGCAACAAGGACGCAAUUGGAGCCAUAUACGGUGUUUACCAAAUACCAAGUUUACUACAUUGUGUUCACGGCAUCAUGGGCUGGUCUCUUUUCACCGAUAUCUGCGAAUAUUUAUUUCCCCGCAUUGAACACACUGGCCGAGGAUUUGAAUGUGUCAAGUUCACUUAUCAAUUUGACGGUGAUGUCUUACAUGAUCUUUCAAGGUCUUGCGCCGAUGUUCAUCGGCGACUUUGCAGAUGUCGUUGGCCGUCGGCCAGCUUACAUGGCCUGUUUCGUCAUCUACACCGCAGCGAACAUCGGCCUGGCGUUGCAAAACAAUUACGCUGCCUUGUUUGUUCUUCGCUGCAUGCAGAGCUCAGGGAGUAGCGCCACCAUCGCUUUAUCGUCAGGCGUCGUUUCAGAUAUUGCGACGGCCGCCAAAAGAGGAUCAUACAUUGGUCUGGUUACCGCAGGAUCAUUGCUUGGGCCUAGUCUGGGACCCGUCAUUGGCGGUCUUCUGGCCCAGUACCUGGGAUGGCGGGCUAUUUUCUGGUUUCUUACUAUCAUGUCUGGUGUCUUCAUGGUUCAGUUUGUUCUUUUCUUCCCGGAGACUAGUCGUCGGGUUGUUGGGAAUGGAUCUCUCAUGCCACAGAAGUGGAAUCUCUCAGUCAUGGACUACAUGAAGACCCGAAAACACGCAGAAACAACUAACACAGGCAGUCGACCUAAGUUCCGCGGCCCGAAUCCGAUUCAAGCUCUGCGAAUCCUAUUCGAGAAAGACACCUCCCUGCUCCUGUUCGUCAAUGCGAUCCUGUUUGCCGGAUACUACGACAUCACCGCCUCCCUACCCUCCCUUUUAUCCGAGAUCUACGGCUAUAACGACCUCCAAGUCGGCCUUUGCUACAUCUCCAUCGGCACAGGCUGCUUUAUCGCCGCCUACUCAAACGGCUAUCUCCAAGACUGGAAUUUCCGCCGCACAGCGCACAAACUGAACAUUGAGCUUGUCGCGAACCGUCAAACAGAUCUAACCUCUUUCCCGAUCGAACGCGCCCGCGUGCAAGUCAUGGUUCCACCGCUCGUUGUGGGCUGUGUUGCCGUCAUCGCCUUCGGCUGGGCUGUGCAUUACGAAACGCAUAUCGCCGCGCCGCUGGUGAUUUUGUUCUUCUGUGGCUUGUGUCUGAGCAUGGCAUUCAACACUGUCAGCACGUUACUCAUUGACUUUUAUCCCGGGAAGGCAGCGACGGCGACCGCUGCGAAUAAUCUCUGUCGGUGUCUUUUGGGAGCGGGUGCUACGGCGCUGAUUGUUCCAAUGAUCGAUGGGAUGGGGAGGCAGUGGUGUUUUACCUUCCUGGGGCUGGUUAUGUUAGUUGGGUCUUUGCCCUUGGUGGUCAUUGUGCGGUUAGGUCCGAAGUGGAGGGAGGAAAGGAGGUUGAGGGCCAUGGGAUGAGGCAGUGGUUUAUACCAGGUGGUCAUUAGAGGCGAGUGUUACAUAUUGCCCCGACCUGUCAAGACACCUAGACUUAGCAUACUACCUCAAAUAGAACAUUCGAAUCCCACCAUUGUCCAAAGGAGCAAGAAUUUACUCCGUAGAACAGAUCGAAACGCGAUGAGGUCAC
This is a messenger RNA of Aspergillus melleus, 1903 nucleotides long. RefSeq names its product MFS transporter. The transcript is spliced from 2 exons. Gene Ontology annotation, biological process: transmembrane transport. Gene Ontology annotation, molecular function: transmembrane transporter activity. NCBI's taxonomy places the organism in Eukaryota, Fungi, Ascomycota, Eurotiomycetes, Eurotiales, Aspergillaceae. The coding region runs from base 268 to 1734 and encodes 488 amino acids. The record is from RefSeq and is a predicted model, not a curated record. Gene Ontology annotation, cellular component: membrane.